Penicillium cinerascens is the source of this 1386-nucleotide messenger RNA. RefSeq lists its product as uncharacterized. The record is from RefSeq and is a predicted model, not a curated record. The transcript has 2 exons. Bases 1 to 1386 code for a protein of 461 amino acids. Lineage: Eukaryota; Fungi; Ascomycota; Eurotiomycetes; Eurotiales; Aspergillaceae. Gene Ontology annotation, molecular function: hydrolase activity, acting on carbon-nitrogen (but not peptide) bonds.
AUGUCGGACUCCUAUAUUCUUAUCACGGGGGCAACCGUAAUCUCUAUGGAUAUAUCGAAUGGAGAGACCCUGAAUUGCGACAUUCUAAUAGAAAAUGAAACAAUCAAGGCUGUAGGCCGAGACCUUUCCCUGCCGAGUGACGGGAAAGUGGUCACCAUCGAUGCAAAAAACUGCAUUGUAACACCGGGGUUCGUCAACGGUCACCAUCACAUGUGGCAGCAUCUCCUACGGGGUCUCACGGUUGACUGGUCUCUUUUUGGCUAUUCCUGCCAUCUACGGAGCGUCUACGGAAGUUUGUACACGCCUGACGAUGUCUACUUCGCCAACUACGCUGCCGCAUUGAGUCUGCUUAAUAACGGCAUCACGACGGUCCUGGACCACUGCCACGUUAUAAACUCGCCCGCCCACGCUGACAUGGCCGUGAAGGGACUGAAAGAUGCUGCUAUUCGAGGCACGUUUUGCUACGGGUUCUACCAGAACCCAAUAGUACCUGGGGAUCUCGCCAGCACUGCGAUGGAUCCGUUCGACCAAGCCGCUCGAGUCGAUGAUGCUCGCCGUGUGCGCCAGGAACAUUUCUCGAGCAACGAUGCCGGCAGUGCACUUCUUACUUUCGGGGUUGCAUUGAAUGAGCCGCCAAUGCAGCCCAAGGAAAAGAAUAUCGAGGAGUUGGUCAUCGCGCGGAAGCUGGGAGCUAGGCUCGCCACUCAGUUUUCUGAUGCAAAGUUGAUGGGACCGGACAUUGUGUUCAGCCAUGGGGCUUGGAUGACAGAUAGCGAGCUGGCUGCGGUCCGGAGUUCUAGGGCUGGUAUUGUCAGUACACCUGAUACAGAGCUGCAGAUGGGUAUGGGAACUCCCAUAGCAUGGAAAGCGGCUGAUCUGGGCUGUCGGACGUGUCUUGGACUUGACAUUACGUCGAAUCACGGUAAUGACUUUAUGGCGCAGAUGCGGCUAGCACUUCAGACACAAAGGGCUCGCGAACAUGACCAGACAGUACAGAGGGAUGUCCGCAGGAAGGCAGCGGACGUUUUACGUAUGGCAACGCUGGGCGGGGCAGAGGUCAUGCAGAUGGAGUCGUUGAUCGGUUCUAUCGUUCCGGGCAAGAAGGCUGACUUGGUUAUCUUCCGCUGUGACGAUAUUGACACGGUGCCCGUUGUGGACCCUGUCGGGACCGUGGUCUUUCAUGCGGCGCCGGGGAAUAUCGACACGGUUAUUGUCGACGGAAAGAUUGUCAAGCAAAAUGGUCAGCUUGUGGGUGUUGACUGGCAUUCACUUCAUGAUCAGAUAGUAAGCAGGUCCCAACGACUGAGGGACCAAGCAGGACAAGUCGAUAUGGGCGAGUCGGAAUCUAUAUUCCAUUCCCUGUUCGAGAAAGCCAUGGAAGAGUGA